AUGGAAGCUCCUAAGGUAGGACCAGUCCAUACAAAUGAAUAUAUUUCACGCCGAUUCCUGACGACAUGCCAGCACUCCCGAGUUCACGACUUCUUUUCGGGUGUCUUCCAUCCACAUCAUCGAGAAGCACCUCCACAGCCCAAAGACCACAAGCAGGUCAAUGGUGCUAUCGUUGAGAAGACACUGGCACGUUCUCCGCCAGUCAAAAUUCAUGAAGGCUUUGAUGCUGGGCCUCCCGCUACCCAGGAUGAUAAGACUCCCUCACAGCAUAGCACAGUCGAAACAACCCCCGAGCAGGAGGCCGAGGUCGUCCACUCACCUGAUACCAAGGUCUCGAGCACCGCGUAUGACGAAGCCUGGUCGCGGCUGAGCGAAGAAGACAGGGCAAAUCUGUCCGACGAGACCACGGUCAGAGCAUUGUUUGAGAGACUUGAUGAGACUGACCAACAACAUCAGUCAAACUCUUGGCUCAAGAGGGGCAAAAUGGCUGCCGGUCUGCAGUACGUCAGCAGCAUCUGCGGGUGGAUUAACCUCGUCGCGUCUUGGAUCCCAGAGCCAAGCUUGGGUGCUGUGUUAGGCCUCAUCAAAGGCUUUGUUGCUAUGGCCGUAAGCAUAUGCGGCGCAUACGAUAGCCUCACAGGCCACAUUCGAGAGUUGCUGGACCGCAUCCCAGUCAUUGAACGGUGCAACUCAGUGCUCUGGUCUAACAGUGCUUCCUUUGACAUCCACAAUAUUUUGGUGGCUUGCUAUUCGACCUUACUCGCUUUCUACAGUAAGGUGAUGGCCUUCUUGCAACAGGAGAGUCGCAUCAAACGGAUGUUGGAGACUUUUCAUUCUGAGAUUCCAGGGAUCCUUGCAAAUUUCAAUGGCCACGCCGAAAAGCUGUCGAGGAUGAUGGAAGUCGAGACACUUGUGACAGUGAGGAAGAUCUUGGAUCAACAAACAGAGAGCUUCGUCGAUGACAACUUGUACAAUCGGCACCACAUCGGCAACCGUGACGGCAGCGAAGACGAUCGAUCCGAUGAAGCUUGCCGUUGGCUCAUUUCUGAGGAGCAGUUCGAAGACUGGGCAUACGGGCCUCACGGCGUCUUAACCAUGUAUGGAGUCGCUGGCUGCGGCAAGACAUCGAUGGCAGCCUUUGUUACGAAGUAUCUACGCGAGGAAGCAAGAGCCCCCGUCCUGACAUAUUACUGCACGCAACAGGAGAACGAUGAGCUACGACUCAUCCUCUGCAGCCUGACCUAUCAGCUACUGCAAGCCAAGCCGGGAUUGAAGGAAAACUUCAAAGACUGGUUCGAGAAGCGACAAGCCGUGACUCUAGAGAAGCCAUCCGACAAGCCAGCCGUCCUCUCAGAGUUCUUCUUCAGCUCGCUUCAAGCUUCCAGGGAGCAGGUGUUCGUCGUUCUCGAUGGCCUUGAUGAGUGCGAGGAGGAUGUUCGAGGAGCGCUUCUCGUCAUGUUCAGGAAGCUCGUGUCCAAGGGUGCUCUGGUCAAGGUAUUCCUGUCUUCGCGACAGAGAGACGACAUCCUCCAGACCUUGAUCAGCCCUGAGGAAACGGAAGAAAAGUCCGUGACAGGGCCAUCGCCCCAGAUACCUCUUUUCCACAUCGAGAUGAACCCUACCGCGGAGCGCGACCGCGUCCUGGCCCGACACCUGGCUGCCAAGCCCCUCCGACACAUCCAGGACAGCAAGGUGCGGGAGAACGCCAUAGAGCAGCUGGCUAAGCGCGCCGGAGGUUCAGCCAUCUGGCUGCACAUGGCAAUGGCGUCACUGGCCGGCGCCAAGAACGAGCACCGCAUCGAGAAGUGUCUGCAGUUUCUCGAGACGGAUCCAAAGCUCGUUGACUGGUACGAACAACUCUUCAAGGAUGCCGAGGCGGCUACGUGCAACGACCGUGAGAUCCUGGAGCGAGCCCUGGAAACCUUGGCCGUGGCCCGAAGGCCCCUGACCGUUGACGAGCUCGCCAGGGCAGCCAACAUAGACGACCCCGAGAAUGGAGACAGUCUGGCUCUUCUCAACGAGGCGGCGGAGGAGAUUGAUUUCCUGAGUCUCGUUCGCCCGUUUGUGGCUACACUGCACGAGACCACGGAUGGGAAAGAUGUGCGGGUCCGUCUUGUGCACCAGUCGCUGCUGGAACUGCUUCUCACUGCCCGGCCGUCCGAGUGGGAAGAGAUGGCGAGAGCCAAGAAGAACAAGAAAGUAACCGACAAGGAAAAAGAACAGCGUCGCAGCGAGCUGAACAAGGAUCUGAUGCGGAGGUGUGUUAAAUAUCUCCUUUUGGAUGACCUGGAGGAUGCGCCGUCCGGCGAGGGUGACAGCACAGCGGCAGUCGCCAGUCCAGAUAUCAACCAAGAGGACGACGAGCCAUGUGAUGGUUAUGGUACCAGUGACAUGUUCGCGGAGCCCGUGACCCAGAAGAGGACUCGAACCCGGGCUCAGAUCUCGCACUUACAUUUCUACGAAUACGCCGCGCUACAUUGGUUCGUUCAUUUUGCCGCAUGUGGGAAAGAGGCCACAGAAGACCUCAAAGAAGAUGCGAUGAAACUUCUGGACGUUAACGCCAGCGGAUGCAAAGAUUGGGUAGCCUUCGUCCGGACCGAAACGGAGGCCCAAGGAGAGAGGUUCCCAAAUUCUUCUCAACCUGCCACCUUAGCAGCCUACUUCGGCCUGAUCGAAACCCUCGCUGGCAUCGUCACUAACAACAGCACCAUAUCUCAGCCUACAAAAGACGAGGCACUCUUCUGGGCGUCCCGCGGAGGCUACGAGGACAUUGUCAAGCUUCUCCUCCGAAACGGCGCCGAUCCAAAUCCCCAUAUCGUCGACGAGCACACCGCCCUGACAGUCGCGGCACAUCGUGGGCAUCAGGGUUGCGUCCAAGCCUUGUUGGCUGAUAAGCGGACAGACAUCAAUGCGAAGGGCACAAGGAGCCGCACAGCGCUCUCGUUCGCCGCCGCCAACGGCCACGAGGAGAUAUGCAUGGCUCUCAUGCAGCGAGAGGACUACAGGCUCGACGACGCAGACUGGAAGGGGAUGACUCCGCUCUUCUAUGCGGCCGGCUCUGAACAUGUGGCUAUCGUCAAGGCCCUUGUCGCACUUCCCCGUGUCAAUGUCAACCAUCGGGAAAAUUCCGGGCGAACGACCCUGAGCCGCGCAGCUGAGGGGGGUUCCGUCGCACCUCUCAAGCAGCUUCUCGAAACAGAGGGCAUCGAUGUCAACCUAGCUGACAAUGAUGGCUCGACGCCGCUCAUGUGGGCUGCUACUAUGGGAAACGCAGCUGGUGCUAAUCUGUUGCUGGAGCACCCGUACAUCGAUAAAGCCGCGGUGAACUCGAAAGACAGGAAGAACGCUAUCCAUUUCGCAUGUCAGUCGGGCAUACAAGAGAUGCUACAAUGUCUUUUGAAGCACGGCUGCCCCGGGAUCGACGAUCCAGACGUUGACGGCUGGACACCGAUGAUGUGGGCCAUCGAGAAAAGCCCGGAGUGCGUCUCGACUUUGAUUGCGACAGGCCAAGUCGACCUCCAGCACCGUGAUAAAGAGGGCAGGAGUGUUCUGUCCCAGGCGGUUCAGUGGGGGCCCUCUGUCGAAGUCAUCAGGAUCCUUCUGCAUCAUGGCGCCGAUCCGGAGGCGGCGGAUGGGGAUGGGCAGACGCCGCUGGACGUGGCGAUGAAGAGAGGAGCCCCUGUUGGCUUCGCGAUGGCGGACGAGCUCUCGUCCUGGAUCAACAGGAAGCGAGGUGAUCAUGGUCAGUCUGUCCGUGAUACUGAGUAG
Messenger RNA from Diaporthe batatas, 3768 nucleotides. RefSeq lists its product as uncharacterized. The record is from RefSeq and is a predicted model, not a curated record. NCBI's taxonomy places the organism in Eukaryota, Fungi, Ascomycota, Sordariomycetes, Diaporthales, Diaporthaceae. Bases 1 to 3768 code for a protein of 1255 amino acids. Gene Ontology annotation, molecular function: protein binding. The transcript has 4 exons.